GGCUCAGGCAAUACCGCUACGUUCGGAGGUCGAAGGAGAUCACCGGGACGGAGAAGAUCUUACACCUCCUGACGCUGCUGCAGGUGGGCUGCCGCUUUGAGUCGGUCGCUGUUCUCUUCUCACGGACGCACCUCUGGCACGUUGUUCACAAUUCCGGCAUCCUAGCCAAGGGAAACGACAUGCUUGUCUACUCCCAUUGGACAAAGGAAGACGUAUACAAAGUCCUGAUCACGCUGAACGUGUAUGUCGGCAGGUAUCGAAGCCAGGGACGGUUUGCAUUGGAGGGCGACAUGCUCGACUGGGGACGAUGUAUUCAUGUACAGCACGAUGCGGACGAGUAUGAUGUCGUCCAUUGGAUUGAACGACUGCAAGCAACGCCUCCAACCCGUCGGAAAUCAAAAGCCCGCUUCCAGCUGCAGGCAUUGCUUCCAAGGCGUUAAGGGGUGACGUUUGACGACCGUUGGCCACAUUUCCUCAUUGCGCACAAAGGGAACUCAGUCGGUUUCUGGUUACCAAUCUGUUCGAGCCGGUGGGAUCACAGAAGUCCCUCAAACUUUGAGGAUGCUGG
This is a messenger RNA of Westerdykella ornata, 568 nucleotides long. RefSeq lists its product as uncharacterized. The record is from RefSeq and is a predicted model, not a curated record. Lineage: Eukaryota; Fungi; Ascomycota; Dothideomycetes; Pleosporales; Sporormiaceae. Bases 180 to 440 code for a protein of 86 amino acids. The transcript has 2 exons.